CACUCGGUAGCCGCGGGAGGGGACCGUGCUGCCGGAGCCCGGAGGCCGGCUGUGGGGCUUGAUGGGCGUGGGUGGGGCUCAGAGUUCCAGUUUUGAGGGUCUCUGGGGAAAUCGUUGAGGACCGGCGGCCAGAGCCCGGCCGAGCCAAGCAGACACGAUGAGGCGAGUGGUACGGCAGAGCAAGUUUCGGCAUGUAUUUGGACAAGCAGUGAAAAAUGACCAGUGCUACGAUGACAUCCGAGUUUCUCGUGUGACCUGGGAUAGUUCCUUUUGUGCUGUUAAUCCCAGAUUCGUUGCCAUAAUCGUAGAAGCGAGUGGGGGUGGAGCAUUCCUGGUGCUCCCUUUACACAAGACUGGUCGAAUUGACAAAUCCUACCCUACUGUGUGUGGUCACACAGGACCAGUGCUGGAUAUAGACUGGUGCCCGCACAACGAUCAGGUCAUUGCCAGUGGUUCAGAGGACUGCACGGUUAUGGUAUGGCAGAUCCCGGAAAACGGACUUACCCUCUCCCUGACUGAACCUGUGGUGAUUUUAGAAGGCCACUCGAAGAGAGUCGGCAUCGUGGCCUGGCAUCCGACAGCCCGCAACGUGCUCCUCAGUGCAGGCUGUGACAAUGCCAUCAUCAUCUGGAAUGUGGGGACAGGGGAAGCCCUUAUAAACUUGGACGAUAUGCAUUCAGACAUGAUCUAUAACGUGAGCUGGAACCGGAACGGCAGUCUGAUCUGCACAGCUUCCAAAGACAAGAAAGUGCGAGUGAUCGAUCCCAGGAAACAAGAGCUUGUUGCUGAGAAGGAGAAGGCCCACGAGGGAGCCAGGCCCAUGAGAGCCAUCUUCCUGGCUGACGGCAACGUCUUUACCACUGGGUUCAGUCGCAUGAGUGAGCGGCAGCUGGCACUCUGGAAUCCUAAAAACAUGCAGGAACCAAUUGCUCUUCAUGAAAUGGACACUAGCAAUGGAGUUUUGCUGCCUUUCUAUGAUCCUGACACCAGUAUCAUUUACUUAUGUGGAAAGGGAGACAGCAGUAUUCGCUACUUUGAGAUCACGGAUGAAUCCCCAUAUGUCCACUACCUCAACACAUUCAGCAGCAAGGAGCCUCAGAGAGGCAUGGGUUACAUGCCCAAGAGAGGACUCGACGUUAACAAAUGUGAAAUUGCCAGAUUCUUCAAGCUGCAUGAGAGAAAGUGUGAGCCCAUUAUCAUGACUGUUCCCAGGAAGUCUGACCUUUUCCAAGAUGACCUGUACCCAGACACGGCAGGCCCCGAGGCUGCGCUGGAGGCAGAAGAGUGGUUUGAAGGGAAGAACGCUGACCCAAUCCUCAUCUCCUUGAAGCACGGCUACAUUCCAGGCAAAAACAGGGAUCUCAAAGUGGUCAAGAAGAACAUUCUGGACAGCAAGCCCACUGCAAACAAGAAGUGUGACCUGAUCAAUGUCCCCAAGAAAACCACAGACACGACUAGUGUGCAAAACGAAGCCAAGUUGGAUGAAAUUUUAAAAGAGAUCAAAUCUAUAAAAGACACAAUCUGCAAUCAAGAUGAGCGUAUUUCCAAGUUAGAACAGCAGAUGGCGAAGAUAGCAGCCUGAAGGUCCCUCCCACCCUCCAGAACCUGGGAGUGAGAACUUGGGCUUUGGUAGCUGGUUGUUGGUGUGGUCUGAGGGAGGGUGGAGGGGGAGGCACUGCCAUUGGGAGACAUUCCAUUUCAGAGUUGUCAACCAGCAGCGAUAGGCCACAUUCCAGUAAGAACUCGAGCGACUCCCAAAUUUGCAAAAAAAAAAAAAAAAGGAGAAAAGAAAAAAAAAAGCUGAGCUUUUUAUCAGAAAGCUUUUUUUGAUGUUUUAAGUGUUAUGUGACUUGUUGAACUCUUCAAGACGAAAGUGCUACUUUUAAAAUCCCAGAUAUUCUAAAUUUUAGAAAACAAACCAAUUCCAAUUCAGUGUCAUGCCCAAGUACUUUUUUUUUAAAUGAAUAGGGACCAAUGCCACAUUGCUUUUUAUAUUUCUUUCUUUUUUUAAUGUUGCCAAAACCAAAAGUAGCUUUUUUUCUUUAUAUUUUGCUACUUUGCAGUAUUUGUGUGUGAUUUUUUUUCCUUAAUUUGAAAGGGACAGCACUGUGUAUGUUUAUAAACUAGAUGAAGAUAUUAUUUUGUAUAAACAUUCAUCUGAGAACAAUCAGAGCAGUAGCCACUGGCAGCACAAGCCUGGUCAUCUUAAUGACUGCGGAAGGAAGACUUGAAGAAUCAUGUGGACCUUCUCACUACCCUCUCAUUCUGUUGAGUCUUCUGAUCCAAAAAAGUGUACAUCGUAUCUCUUCCUUUCUUUCCUUUCUCUUUUCUAGAAAUUGGGUGGUUGUACCAGAAUGGAAUUUUGCUUCUUGAUUCUGUGCUUCAGAUGAUUAUAAUCUAACCAAACUAGCACGUGUCCCUGCAGUUUGUCACACAUAGGCUCUGUCACAUUCAUCACUCCACACCUCACUGCUCAGGCUGCGGUCCAUACUUGACAGGGGCACUCGGACCAGAGCGUGCGCAUGUUGUUGAGUGUCCCCUCUUGCCUGUCUCAGCAGCUUACCUGGCUCUUGCGACGUGCUGGGCAGGGAGCUUGGAGGCGAGCAGCCCUGGUGGCCUGCCACUGUCCUGAGCAGUGUUGGAGAAGGAGCAGCUCUCCUUACACCCACAGAACUCCUGCCCUCCCUCCUCUGUCUGCUGCAUGUCCCUCGGGGCCCAGCAGUCCUGCCCAUCUUCCUGCCCUUAGCCCUAAUCACAUUCAGCAAAAUGAGGCCAGAAGAUGCUGUUGAGUGUUGAGACUGAGGAGAAUGGCCUAGAACGAGGCAGAAGAGGGAGUGCAGGCCAGGCCGUAGCUUUCACAUGCAUGGACAUGCCUCUUCGCCCCCGCACACAAACCAGUUCUCCAGCUCACAGCUGUGUUGGGCUGCAGAGGCUUCCUGGACCCGGAGUGAGUCAGAGACCAGUGCUAGUCACCUGUUCGUUCUUAGGCUAGCUGGAACUUUGCUGCACUUCCAUGAUCUCAAUUGCAUGUUUGCAAAACCAGACUUGACGAGCCUCUGUUCUGGAAGGGCUGAGUGUGCCUGAAUGAGCCGUGGAGUGCACGGGGGCCGUGAGGAGACCUCCCUCUCGUGUGCGUGCACUGGGGUGGGUACGGGGCUGACUGGAAGCCGUGUGGCCAGGGAGCCAGGAUGAGGCAGAGUAUGGUGGCAGCCAGUUGGAAGGCCUGGCCCCACUUGGUACUGUCCCAGCAGAAAAGGUACCAUGUUCUUAACCAACAAUAUUGGGGUUGCUGUCUCCACAAUUUCAGGGCAUCUGAAUAUUGAGUUUUGUGUGUAUGUACGUAUGUAUUUUUAAUAUAGAAGUGGAUAACGAGAUGUAAAGAAAACAGUCAUCACAAGGACAUAAGUCAAACUUACAUUGUUUUUUUUUUUUUUAUCAAUGUAAUCUGCUAAAGGACCUUCAUUUCUAAGAUUCAGAAAUGUUUUAAGGUUCUGAUAUCAAAUUAAGUAAAGAAUUUUUGUGGUUGGUGGAACCCUAUAGGAAAGGUGAUUCGAAGAGAAGAGGGAGGGCAAGGGACCGUCACCCUGACCUUAGUUUGUAGCUUCUGCUUAUUUAAUGAAUGGAUGCCCAUCCAGGCCCAAGGAGUGCCUGAAGCAUUGUGGAUUAUUUUCCCUGUUUUGUCGUCUUCUUCUUUUUUUAAAAAAUGCCAUGACAUCCCAGAGGAGGACAGUGAAUUACUCCUAGAUCGGCUCUUAUAGAGCACCAUAGUGUUCUGUCAAAACACUUGCUUCCAUUUUCAAAGAUAAAAGUCAUUGAUUACAAA
Marmota monax (woodchuck) is the source of this 3823-nucleotide messenger RNA. It is a transcript of the gene Coro1c, whose product is annotated as coronin 1C. Gene Ontology annotation, biological process: neural crest cell migration; actin filament organization. Gene Ontology annotation, molecular function: actin filament binding. The record is from RefSeq and is a predicted model, not a curated record. Bases 158 to 1582 code for a protein of 474 amino acids. Lineage: Eukaryota; Metazoa; Chordata; Mammalia; Rodentia; Sciuridae. The transcript is spliced from 11 exons.